UCUCAUUCCUGCAGCAUGAAAAGAAAUGUCUUCAUGAUGAAAUCUCAAAAUGCAGGAUGAUUGAGAGAUAAAGGAAGAGAAAUGUGAGGAGUCAGAAAAGGUGAAGACUAAAAGAAGAACAGAGUAUCAGCAUGUCAACCACCUCCACCACGGUGGAUGUUGCCCUCAAUCCUCACAGGAGAUGGAGCAUAGAACAACCUCCUUAUAUGAGGAUUGUUCUCCUGGGUUCGAGCGUGUCAGAAAACAGUGUUGUGGGAAACUUCAUAUUAGGACGAGCAGCGUUUGACAAUGAAGCUCUUCCAGAUGUUGUAGAGAGAAUUGGAGGAAGACUGAAAAACAGACACAUAACUGUCAUCAACAGUCCUCAGCUGCUCCAGACAAACAUCUCAAACGAUCAAAUCACACAGAGAGCGAGAGAGUGUGUGAAUCUGUCUGAUCCGGGACCUCAUGUGAUUGUUUUGCUCCUCAAACAUGAGCAGUAUUCAGCAGAAGAUCAGGAGUGUGUGGAGAAGGUACUGCACUCUUUCUCUGAGCGGGUUUAUCAACACACCAUGGUGCUCAGCACUCAAGAUCCCGCUUGA
Molecule: messenger RNA, 581 nt
Organism: Puntigrus tetrazona (Sumatra barb)
Lineage: Eukaryota; Metazoa; Chordata; Actinopteri; Cypriniformes; Cyprinidae
Product: GTPase IMAP family member 2-like
Exons: 4
Coding region: 132-581 (149 amino acids)
Molecular function (GO): GTP binding
Source: RefSeq, a predicted model, not a curated record